This is a messenger RNA of Salvia splendens (bonfire salvia), 309 nucleotides long. RefSeq lists its product as uncharacterized. Bases 1 to 309 code for a protein of 102 amino acids. NCBI's taxonomy places the organism in Eukaryota, Viridiplantae, Streptophyta, Magnoliopsida, Lamiales, Lamiaceae. The transcript is spliced from 2 exons. The record is from RefSeq and is a predicted model, not a curated record.
AUGUGCCACCUCCCUGUUGGCGUGGAGCAUAGAGCAUAUUGGGCUGUCAAGGAGAUGAACAUGAACCCCCAGGCCUGUGAGGAGGAAAGAAAGCUGCAGUUGCAAGAACUAGAGGAACUCAGGCUUGAGUCCUAUGGACCCUACACGACCGUUGGGCUUCUAGCGAAUGGAGCUGUCGAGAUUCAGGGAAGCGCCUCUAACUCUAUCCCUUUCCUUGUUAAUGGUCAUAGAGUAAAAGUAUUUGGGGAUAGUUCGGAGCUGUGUAUAGUGGAAGAGAUUCCACUGCGCACGCUCUCCACUAUUGCCUAA